Callorhinus ursinus (northern fur seal) is the source of this 2056-nucleotide messenger RNA. Lineage: Eukaryota; Metazoa; Chordata; Mammalia; Carnivora; Otariidae. The record is from RefSeq and is a predicted model, not a curated record.
UGGUUGGAGGGUUUGGAGCAUCUGUGCAAGCCAGGCCAGGCGCUGGGCUCCAAGAUGCCCCUGUGCCUUCUGCUCUCUGACCAUCGCCCUCUCAGUAAUUUUCCAGUUUGUGAUAGAGGAACAAAGGGGUGUCCAGGGGAUUCAACCUCUAACCCAGCAUCGUGGCAGUUGGCUCCAGGCCAGGCAUUGGGGGCCCAAGGGCUGGAUGGGUGAGGGGCCAGGGUUAGGAAAGGAACAGGGCGUCCUUUGGUUGGGACAGGAGCUUUGAGGACAGGUCCCUCAUUCCUGAACACACCUGCUGGGGCAUUGAGGGGUCCUGAGUGCCAUCAGCAUUGCUGACAACACCCCUUCCCCAAAGUGAGAAGAGCCUGGCUCUCUGGAGGUUGGAAAGAGGUAUCACCCCACCCUACCGCCCUCCCUUCACCCCACUGUCCCAGUCGUGCUCACGUCCACAGGCACACACGUGCCCAGAUACAGCGUCUUUCCAAACCGUUACCUUCCCGGUUACACCAAGGGACAGAGAAAUCAGCCCCACUUUCCAGGAGAGCAAACUGAGGGAAUUGAGGCUCAGGCCACAGUCUGGGGUCAGGGCCUCAGGAGCUGCUGCGGAAGCCUGAAGUCCCCACCUGGGGGGUGGAGGCAGAGUGGGAGAGCUGCGGCUUCCCAGAUGGUAGCAUGAUCCCCCAAAGGAAGCCUCGCCCCAGGUGUGCAGGGGGACACCUGUACAAGAGAGGCUAUGGUCUUGGGGCAGGGAGUGGUCCCAGGCCCACAAAAUAGGGGAAGAACACCCUCCCACCCCAGCCUCAAAAGCCAAGAGCACUGGGAUUCAAGGUGCCCUCCCCUUUGAUCUGUCCUUGCUUGGUGGCCUUGGCAUGUCACUCCUGGCCCCCAGCCUCCAUUUCCUCAUCUUUAAAUGGGCAUCGUGGCGCCACCUCCAGGAAUUGAGAGAAUCCCCUUAAAGUGCUUUGCUCCAGUGAGUGCCAGCGAUUGCUGCUGGCACACAGCCACAGCCCUGGCAUCGGGGCCUGUGCCUGGUGAUCUCAGACCUCUGUCUUCCCUGCCGGUGGCCCGGCCUGGACACCACCCACUCAGAGCCUCUCUGCAGGGGCCGGCCAGGGAGCCCACAAGACAGCCAUGCCCCUAGCCCGCCCCACUAACAAACAGCCUCCUCGCCUGCCCACUGUCCUCUGGCACUUUCCAGCCCUCUGGAGUCAGUGGCUGUGGCAGCAUGGCCCCGGGCUUUGCACUCGCCUUCCUCACUGCGCCACUGGUGGUGUGCGGGGACACAGAGGGCCUGCACCCCCAUUCCCGGACCCUGGCUGGGCUGGAGCUCGGAGAGGACCCAGAUGGCUGUGCCCCGUCUCAGUCCCGUCCGCUGUCUGCAGGCACCUGGUGCUACGACUCCCAGGACCCGAAGUGUGGCCCCACCCAUUGGAUGGAGAUGGCCUUGGCUUGUGGGGGCCCAGCCCAGUCCCCCAUCAACAUUGACCUUCACCUAGCCCAGCGGGACCCCACCCUGGGACCUUUCAUCUUCCAAGGCUACAACUCAGCACCUCCAGGCCCAUGGACCCUGGAAAAUGAUGGCCAUACAGAUGCACGUGCUCCACAUGAACACGAGGAGCAGGACACUGACAAGGCAACUUCUCCACCCUUGUAUCAGCCCUGAAGAACACGUCCCAGUGUGGGAUCUUGGUGAAUCUGGCACCCACCUUCCCGCGGGCCUCGCUGCUGCAGGAUGCCUCCGGCCUCUCCUGCUACCAUCGCUACUCAGGGUCGCUGACCACGCCCAGCUGCCAGCCUGCGGAUGUCUGGAUGGUCUUACAGGACAGGGUACCCAUCUUGCGCGCAAGUGGGCCCACCACCCCUUCCCUGGGCAGUGCGGCCCUCCCCCCUCCCUCCCUCCCUCCCUCCCGCAGCUGAGGGCAGCCCACGUCUUGACCUGUCUCUGCCACUAACCCUCAGGUGGCCCAGUUCCAGACUGUGCCCCAGGCCGGGCUCUCGGGCUCGAGCCCCGCACCGCUCAAGGAGAAUUUCCACCACAGCAGCCUCUCCAGGG